This is a messenger RNA of Linnemannia hyalina, 1671 nucleotides long. Lineage: Eukaryota; Fungi; Mortierellomycota; Mortierellomycetes; Mortierellales; Mortierellaceae. The record is from the annotation of a GenBank genome assembly.
AUGACCAUACCCACAGCCAAGGAUGCCAGCAUGUCGUCGUUGAUCCGCCACCCUCAGUCCACAUCAGCCAUGUCGACAGCAUCGUCAUCUCCUCCACAUGCUACAUUCCCCUCCAUCAACAACCCAUCUCCAGUCACCAUCAUGGAAAUCUUGCUUCACAUUGCCUCAUUCCUCAACACCAGCCUCGAGGUCUACUCCCACAAGUUCCCUAAGUUCUGCGGUCCAGACCCGACUGACGGCGACAACCCCCUUUUUUUCCCAAACCUCGCGGUUCUCAAGAUCGACACGCACUAUAACAAGGCUUACAAGGACCGCGAGAUCUUCUCGUUUAUGGAACGACACCAGGCCACAAUCACGAACCUGACCCUCUCUUCUUUCCACACGGUCGAACUGACACUGAUCCUGGCCCAUGAGUUACCAUUGUUGACUCGCCUCUCGAUUAAGAACUGGGAUUUUCAUGGUCUUCCGAGUGUGUUCAUGGAUAAGUACCACACUCUCUGGUCCCGAGUCUUGUCUCUCUCUCUGUACGAGUUUAAGCUCUUUAAUACGGAAUACGAGGCGUGGAAGAACCUGGGUAUGGCCACUGACCUGCUGGAACAAGCACCACCGACAAAACUCCAAGAAUUGAUUAUGAUCACGAAUGAGUAUGGAACCGAUCGUGCGCAGAUUCGACUGCAACUUCUCUUCAUCCUCAACAGCCCUAAUCUCGUUCGUCUGGAAUGGGCUACCGUAUGUGUAGAGUGCGAUUCCGAAACCUAUGAGGACGUAGAAGUCGUCGAAGAAGGACCCAUGGCGCAGAUGGCUCGUGUGAUCAAGUCUGGUAGAUUCUAUCAAGGACGACAACAACAAUUGGAAUCCCUUGGUCUAGGUCUGAGCGAGUUCAGGAUUCAGGAUCUGGAUAUCAUUCUCAACUCUUUCCAAUCGUCCCUGAAGGAAUUAUCUCUGAACUCAACCACUUUCGACGAGGACUCCUGGACGCUCAUCAAGGAUCACUAUCCUGGAUAUCUGUCUACGGUUACUGUUCUAAAUCUCGAUGAUUGUUCACUCCUGAAAGGGUCCCAAGUUCAGGACAUUCUUUGUUCAAUCACCAGCCUUAAGGUUUUCAAAGCGGAUUACAUCAAGGAAUCAAAUCUUGAGCGUGAUCGUGACCGUGGCCGGUCCUGGGUCUGUUUAGGUUUGAAGGAGCUUUCGCUGGGCUUUGUACGACAGACACGCCGAGAGAGUGAUCGUGGACAAUACCUUUUUCUGGAACAACUCUCUCGACUGUCGAGACUAGAGGUCCUGAACCUGGAGAAGUCUACGACUGAAUCCAAGAUUGAUGAAGAUGAGGAGGUGGUGGGAGUUGAAGGCGCCGCCGUUGAUGAAGAGCCAGAUCGACGAAACCCUGUCGUUGAUGCCGAUUCCAAAUGUCAGAGGAUCUUGCUGCUAACUCUGACCGAGGGUCUGGACUGCUUAAAGCCCCUCCGACGACUGAGAGAGUUGGAGGUACCCAGGAACCACCGAUGGGAUGGCGGUAAACAGGGUUGCAAGCGCUGUGUCUGGACCGAGGCCGAGGCUCGAUGGGUGACGCAUAACUGGGCUGUUCUCGAAAAGCUGACCAAUAUUCCCAUGGCAAAGGAGGUCAAGCAGAUUUUGGAAGAACGAAUGAGGAUCUCGAGUUCUGAGAUUUGA